CAGGAUUAGACGUGUCACGUCAUCUCCGAAUGUCGAGUGAAUAAUUAAGUGAAGUUCAGUGAUUUUUUAUGGGAAAGAUGUUCGAAGCCCGCAGUGGUACUUCGUCCCCCGUAUACGGGCAGCUCACCCCAAAUUCCUCUCCCGACUACGAAGGGUAUGGUCAGACUAGGUUGAUGGACCUGACCAAUUCGGCAGAUAAAUACUUACCGGCUGUUUUACCUCACAAUGACUCUCAUAGUGCCUUCAACCCAUACGCGUACCACCAACAGAACGACCUCAAAAUGUUCCAGAACGAUAACCUGAGGUAUUACGAGGAGUUCACAGAAAGGAGGCUCCCUUCUCCUGCUUACACAGACAGAAACCAGGCCUACGAGUACUCAGACACCUCCUUCAUCAAGGUCGAGCCCAUUGAGGAGACCGCAGUGCUGAAAACGAGAAACAUCGGCAGGAAGAGGAAGAGUUUAGAAUCGGAUGACGAAAACUCCUUCGGGAAGACUAAAGCUAGGCGGAAAUCCCCGCAGAGCUUUGAGGACCUGCAGACACAAAGGAUCAUGGCCAACGUGCGCGAGAGACAAAGGACGCAAAGCUUGAACGAGGCCUUUGCCAGCUUAAGGAAGAGCAUUCCGACGCUACCGUCGGAUAAGUUGUCAAAAAUACAGACGCUCAAGCUUGCGGCUAGGUAUAUAGACUUUUUGUACCACGUCUUGUCGACGUCUUCUCCGAACAAUCCCGGUGAAAGUGACGUUUUGGGAAACGUUUGUUCUUAUACGGCCCACGAGAAGUUGUCCAGGGCGUUCAGCAUGUGGAGGAUGGAAGGGGACUGGAAUACCCUCGAAUGAGGGGUUAGUUGGUAGGAUUAUUUGUGUAUAUAUUUUCUGAGGGAGCGCUGGUUGUUGCAAUAUUAACUUAAGGGAUUUUGUAGGUCCUGGAGAAUGUUUGUGAUUGAUUUUUAUAACGAGAGUUUUGCGAUUAGGAAUGGUCACUUGAUGCUGACUUUAUUCGUAUUUGACUUUAUUUUUGCUGAUUUUUCGUUGAUUUGACGUUGAGGUUGCUCUAAGAAAAAAUAGUCCAGGAGAAAAUACGUCCGUAUGAUAAUUAAGUUGAUUAGUAUAUCUUUUGUGACAAAUUUUGUGUCCACCUUCAUAUUUUAGAGCUUACAUUAUUUUUCCAAACCGUCCAAUUCACCAUAAUUUUUUCAAAAUGAAAUGUAAACUAGGGGUACUGCUUUUUCGAUAUAUUUCGUCAAAAAGUGUAGGCAUUUUUUAGUUGCUGCCGCCAUUUCUUAAAUAGAUUUAUGUACACAUAUUAUUUUCUGAGAGCAAUGAAUAAAUGUCACCAAAAGUAACUAUUUCUCGUAGUUAACACAGAUUUAUAUCAGAGUAAUUCAAAAAUAUCAAACAAUAGAGUGAUAGUGAUUAAAAAAACAGAUAAUGAUGGUAAUGAUGAUUUUAAUUAUUUGAAUUCAUGUUCAUUUUCUUUUUGAAACCACUUUUGAAUUGAAAACGCUUCUUCUAUUUUUUAUUUUACCAUCUUUCUUUCAACUGUCCAGAUCCAGAACAAAUUUUGUUGAGUUAAACCAUUGUUAAGACAUUUCGGUACAUUUUGAAUGAUAAAAAGUGAAUGUUUUUCCAGCCAUUUCAAGACAGUUCAUAUAAAUUUGAAGGUGAAGAAAAUCUUUAUUAAUUUUGAUUUCACAAAACAAUGUUGUUUUAUUUAUUGUCACUGAAACAUCAAAUAUUAAAGAUAUUCAUGAAUUGAGUUAACAAGAAACAAAGGAAAUGAUAAAUUAAUAUGUUGAUGUUAUUAAUUGUUUAUCAGAAAGUUCAUGAGUCCUGAAAAUAAAGUUUGCGUCCAUCGGAAGAAUUGUAACAUGGGUUUUCAAUUCAAUUUUCUUUCGCUAAGUGUUAUGGUGAUUAUACUGAGUUUGGAAUUUGCAAGGCAUGAAAUUAUUGUCAACAAUGGAAAGAAAAAAAUCAGAUAUUAAAAAAUAUAACCUUUUUCAUUCAAAUAUUCAAAAGUUGAGCUCGUUCGGUAAAGUUAAUAUAAAUUAGAACCCCCAUUAUCCUGAAAUAUGUUGGAAUUAGUCCCAGGUAAACAUGCCUUGGUAUUCAAUGAGGAAUUUCCUAAUUAGCCUUCAAUUGAAUGAAUAUAAAUAAGCCGACGCUUUGUUGAGAAGCGCAAACUAAUAUAAAGAUGGGUUUUUACUUUUUUUUAUCUAAUACACAAUAUUGAUGGUUGAAAUAAAUGAAACUGAUAGAAAGAAUGAAUGUUAGGAAAACUGCAGAAUAAAUUGAAAAAGUCAGGAUACUAGCUGAAAAUUUAAAAAAUAAACAAUUUUCACAGUUCUUUUCCGUCUCUAUUCUUCAUUCAUUUUCAAAAUAAGAUUUGUUCCUUUACUUUUACAUUUUUCAGUCAAAGGAUUCAAGUAUCCUAAUUGUUUAAUAAUACAAGUUCAAACUCCUGAGAUUCAAUGAAAAAUUUAUACUAUUUUUUUAUUUUCAUUAUUAAGAUUCUUCUGGCCUCAAUAUCUAAUAGUAUGCUUAUUUGUAAUUUUUUUAUGUUUGUUCAUGAAUAAUGGCUAAGAGAAUCAAUAGAAUAAUGUCUAUUUUGGGAAAAUCGAACAUAAAAAAAAUUUCAUGGUUAAGUUUCUCCACAGUUUGUCUGCUACUAUUACGGGUUAUGAAUUUCGAUUUUACAAAACUUUCAGGAAAGAUAAAAUGGUGGAUUCAAUAUGACUGUUUAUAUACAAUAUUUUUCCGAUUUCCUUCAUUAUUCAAAGGAGUCAAUAUUUGACCUAAAAGUUGUUUUUGGCCGAUUUCCUUCAAAAUUACCAUCUAAGUUUUCUAGGUUAUCAAUUUAUUGAGAAAUUAAACAAAUGCGGCGCACACACUACUACCACAAUACAAUAUUUCAAUCUUUUUUUUACACAUUUCAUAGAACAGAUUGGAAGUCGACUCAGUUUUUUGUUCAAACUCAAUGUAAUGUUUUUUUCGAUUCCUGUAAAGAAUAAGGAAGUAUGGUUUAAUGUUCAGUUUAUGUUUCAGAACUGUAUACCUACCAAAAAUGUUAUACUUCUUCCAAACAAUAUAUAUUGUGGAAAUUGUACUUAUUCCGGACAACAUUAGAAAAAAUACAUUAGGAUGAAUGUCUUUUCAAAGAAAUGUAGUGUUGAGUUUUUAGCUACAAGAAAAGUAUAUAUUCUGAGUAAUUUAGCAUUAUGAACACCUUCAUGAAAAGCAAAUUUUUGCCAGACAUCAAUUACUCUGAUAAUUUGUAGAGAAGUUGUAUACUUUCUUUGAAAAACAUUUCAUCUUAUGGACAUAAUAUUUUUAAAUUUUAAACUGAACUUUUCCUAUGAAUCUAUAAUUGGAUGUUGAUUUAUCAGUUAAUUACUUUUUCUUGAAAAUGAAAUUAUCAACAGGAAUAUCUUUCAUUGUUAAAAAGCAGUAUCUUGAUUGGUAAUAUUUUCUGUUUAUUUAUGAAAGGUUGAAUAAUAUAUGCUACUAUAGUAUACUAUAGUGUAGAUAUCUAUACUUUUUGCACUUCAUGCACUAAAAACCAUUAUAUCCUUUCAACUUUUUUCAUCUUCAGAUUAAUUCAAAUUUUGACAAUACUUUGAAGUGGAAAAGCUGAAUAAUCCUGGUAUUUCUGUUCCAUUAUGGUUUCUUUACCUCAAAGUUUCUAAAUAAAAUUAUUUGUAGUUUCAUUAGGAAAAUUCAAAAACCAUGAAAUUCAUUAGUUCACUCACAUCCUCAUAUAAAUCACUGAUACGUUAUUUUUACUGUUAUCUUACUGAAAACUAAUUCAGAAAAACUAAUCUGAAUGAAUAACGUCAUGUAGAUGCAGAGUUUAUUUUUUUCUUUGACGAAAGUGUCCCUAUAGUUAGUUUCACGGUAUUUCAUCCUGAUUUAUAAUACUUUGUUUGAAAUUCUAAAUGUCAUUGUAUUGGCGACUUUAUCGAUGAAAACUGUUUUUAACUCGUAAUUAUAAGAAUGAAGAGUUUGGAGAGCAAUUGACGAUCAGAAUGAAUUCUUCGAACUCACUAUAUAUAGAAAUUAGGAUAAAUAUUGAAACAGUUUUACCUUUUAUUCAUAAUGAAAGACAUAUCUCUCAACAAAAAACACAUAUUUUGCUGUUCUCUGUAGAAAAAACAAGUUUUGGAAGACAAAUUCCUUCUUCAAACCUUUUUGUACUCGCAGUAACUUAUCAUGUUCAAAUAUUUUUCGAUUUCGAGCGAAUUUUUGUAGUUGAGCCUCUUGGCGCUCAGCUGGUGGUAAAUUUUUUAGUCAUCGGUAAUCUUUUAGGACGAGGAUCGCAUUACUCAGAAAAAAAGCCAUUUGGUUAAGCGUCAUAGUGUUAAUAUGAUAUUAUGAGAAACGACCAUGAGCAGCUGUUGUAUUUUUUCCGAUUCGGAGAUACAUGGACGUAAAAAACAGUUUAUGGUCGAGUUUUUGUAUUUUUAGGUAUGGGAGCAUCUCCCAU
Molecule: messenger RNA, 4482 nt
Organism: Leptinotarsa decemlineata (Colorado potato beetle)
Lineage: Eukaryota; Metazoa; Arthropoda; Insecta; Coleoptera; Chrysomelidae
Gene: Twi
Product: twist bHLH transcription factor
Biological process (GO): regulation of transcription by RNA polymerase II; developmental process
Molecular function (GO): protein dimerization activity; DNA-binding transcription factor activity, RNA polymerase II-specific; RNA polymerase II transcription regulatory region sequence-specific DNA binding
Source: RefSeq, a predicted model, not a curated record